UAGAGACGCCUUUAACUUGUUCUUUUACAAUAGAUCAACGGAAAACAUGUUGGGAAAGAAUGUUACACCCUGACGCCACUUUAUGAUCAUAUAUCAUCUCAAUGAAGGUAUAUCUUAUGUUUGAUUGAUAUCCAUCCGUCAUCAUGUCCUUUCCUGCAUCUCACAAAACGGUGUUUGUCUUGGACCACGGACCGUUCUUUGCCGAGUCGUGUGAGCAUCCAGUCGACUAUGAUGUGGUGGCUCUUAGCAAGACACGCUCCACUGGUUUCAUCCCGUUGGCACCGUUCUGCAAGUCUCUCUGGACCUGCAGUGUGGAGUCUGUGCUGGAGUACUGCAGAGUGGUCUAUGACAUCUUCCCACAGGGAAAAUUGAUUACUGUAGUGGCCAGUGACACCCAGGCAAGACCUCUGAAUACCUGGUCACAGGAUAAUCAGAAUACAGCACAGUUGAUGCCCGCUCUGGCCAAUCUGGGGCCACUCCGUUCAUCCAAGAACAUGGAUGCCAGUAUCAUGAAUGGCCUGUCAGCCGCUGUGGAGUUAUUGACAGAAGGCACGGACUAUCAGCUGGUGGCACAGACGCUAAUGAAUGAAGACGGUGCCGAGGAGAAGGUCGUCAAUAGAGGGCGCAUCAUAUGCCUCACGUCCGUCAAGAGUGAGUCACAUGGUGACAUGUUAACAGAGUACGUACGGGACACAAUCACGCAGCAGAACAAGACGGUAUUAGCUGGAGACAGUGACAACAGCCUUCUUCCAAUCGCGCAGUGCGAUUUAACCCUGAUUAACAUCCUACCGACCAAUAAGGAAUCAGGGAUCAAAGACCGGUCCCCUGCUUCCAUGUCCCCGUACCUGACAGCUGAGGUCCACUCUGCUAAGGCUGGACGCCACCUGGCCAACAAACUCUCUGUGAUCGCACAGAAACACUACGACCUGGCUAUCACCACCGUUACUGGCAUACCGAUGAAGGAGGAGCAGAAUGCCAUGAGUUCGGCCAACUAUGACGUGGAGCUGCUGCACCUGAAGGAAGCGCACUCCGAGCUGCGGAAACUAGAGGCCAUCAUGAACAACCAACCCGAGCCGGAACCCUCCAACACAAUGGUCAUAUCCACCAAGGGACCCGUGGCUACCGUCACCAAGUCACCCGAGAGUAAUACCAUCCUGCUGAAAUGGUGCCAGCCUAGGUCCAGCUCUGUAGAGUUACUCCACUGCAUGGGCGCCUACAGAGUUUCACCAGUUGGCGUGAACAGCCGGCCGUCUGUCUGCCUAACCAACUUCCUACUCAACGGACGUCAGGUGAUGUUGGAACAACCCCGCAAGUCAGGCACCAAGGUCAUCUCCCACAUGCUGGCCAGCCACGGUGGGGAGAUCUUCCUACACUGCCUGACGACGGCUAGGUCUAGCCUGGAGGAUCCACCAUCUAUCAGUGAAGGGUGCGGGGGGAGGGUCACCGACUAUCGGAUCACCGACUUUGGGGAGUUUAUGAAGGAAAAUCGGCUGGCACCGUGCCAACCCACGCCAGAGACGGAGGAGGAACCACCCAUCGAAAGAGCUAAGGCCCAGCUGGAGCGCAUGACAAGACACUGGCCCAUGGUCAUCGGCGAUACAAUCAUCUUCAACAUGCCAUCGCAUUUGGACCCCUUACCCACGCUCAUCACAAAACUGGUCCUAACGGAGGACGAGGUUUUAGAAUGCAAGAAGGCAAUGUAUCACGUGGUUGGCAUGGAAACGAGGAAUGAGCCGCUCCCGGUACCCACCAUGGGAUCACGAGGCAAGGGCCCGAAAAGAGAUGAACAUUAUAGACAAAUGUGGUCGGAGCUGGAAGUGUUGGUUCGAGCUCACAGCAACACAUCACCGGCCCACGAGAAAAUCCUACAGUGCUUGCUGGACUGUCGCAAACCACCGGGGGACGAAGCUGGCAAGAUGGCAACAAAGAGGGCAGCAGAGAAAGCCAAUGUCAAAGUUGAAAGGUCAGAGGUAGAAGCCAUUGAGACACAGCCUGCGUGGCCAGAAAGUGAGAGGAUCAGUGGAGCAGACAUCAAGCCAGGCAUUCCCAAGGAGAACGUCAGAGGUGCGUCCGACCAACCACCCCUCAAGAAACAGAAGAUGUUUGCAGGGGACGUCAUCGGUAAACCUAAAGCUGGGCCCCAGUCUCUGCUGACACUGUGGAGCAAUAGAAUCAAUUCCAUCCACUCCAAGAGACACGUGGAGUUUGCUGGCAGACAGGAGGCAACCGGCAAAGUAGCUGAGCUGUACCCAAACCUAAUGAGAGAGGAGAAAGAGAGCACCAACGGGGAGGUCAAGAAGGAGAGAACAUCAUGACGACAAGCAGCGUGAGCGUUCAUAUGGAUGCCAUGGUAUUCAGUGGGUAUCAAUCUGCUGGUCCUCGCUAACUGAGAUGCCUGCCUCUCGCCCAAACUUUCCCAACAUUGAUCUGAGUGUUAACGUUGGCAACAUUUGGCUGUUGCACCCUGGUUCGGUGGUUGUGGUUUCCAGGGUUUUAGUUGAGUCUUCACAACUCAACCACAAGUCACAAAUGUAAAGUAAAGUUUUAUAUAAAAAUUGCCACCAGAAGGCCAUUCAAGGUUGCGCCGACAAAGAAAAACGAAACAAGCUAUUCAAAUGAACUGUGACAUGGGCAAUUCCACGGUUACUCACGUUACAUU
Messenger RNA from Patiria miniata (bat star), 2659 nucleotides. It is a transcript of the gene ints13, whose product is annotated as integrator complex subunit 13-like. Lineage: Eukaryota; Metazoa; Echinodermata; Asteroidea; Valvatida; Asterinidae. Gene Ontology annotation, cellular component: integrator complex. The coding region runs from base 144 to 2315 and encodes 723 amino acids. Gene Ontology annotation, biological process: regulation of mitotic cell cycle; centrosome localization. The record is from RefSeq and is a predicted model, not a curated record. The transcript is spliced from 15 exons.